CGCAGCCGGCCAAACGCUGCUCCCUCCCCCUUGGCUCCGCGCCCGACAUCUGGAGCCACUUCCCCGCGCGGGGCUGCGGGCGCCGGGUGCGCUCGGGGGACGCUGCCACGCCUGGGCUCACAUCUGGCCGGGGAGGACUCUGCGCUCGGCCUUUUUCUUCCCUCUCCUCUCAGCCUCGCGCAGAGCGCGCUCCCGCACGGGCCAAGUACAGGCGUGCAGGCGAGCACAGGGCGGGGGGCCAGGCCGGGGCCCCGUCUGCAGAGGAUGCUCUAGAGGGGAGCCGAAGCAGGAGAGCGUGACCGGGGAGCAGGUGUGCGACCGGGCGCAGAGGCCGAGCCUGGAGCUGAUGGCAGUCAGCUGGGGGAGGGAGUGAGCGAGCGAGGCUGCGGGACCUGCUCCAGGUCAGCGUCAGCGCCUCCAGGGCCCUGCAGGAUGGGGCCGUGGGCUCUUGGCCUCCUGCUGCUGUGCUGCCUGCCGCGGCCCGCCCCUGCGCUCGGCCAACCGCCCCCCAGCCGGCGCCCCCAGAGGGAUCCUGCCAAGGGCCGGACCGUGCCCCAGCCACGCUCAGCCAGGACCGAGUGGGACCGGGAGCGGUACAGCCGGCAGCCCCAGUGCGUGCGCUGCUGCGACGCCCCCGAGCAGCCUCCCCUGCUCUACCAGCCCGUGGCCCAGAUCAACAUGACCAUCCUGAAGGGGGAGAAAGGGGACCGGGGCGAGCGCGGCCUCCAGGGGAAGUUUGGCAAGCCGGGCAUGACAGGCAACCGGGGCCACGUGGGGGCCAAGGGCCAGAAGGGCAGCGUGGGGGCGACCGGGGAACGGUGCAAGAGCCACUACGCUGCCUUCUCAGUGGGCCGCAGGAAGCCGCUGCACAGCAACGCCUACUACCAGACGCUGAUCUUCGACACCGAGUUUGUCAACCUCUACGGCCACUUCAACAUGUUCACGGGCAAGUUCUACUGCUACGUGCCCGGGAUCUACUACUUCAGCCUGCACGUGCACACCUGGAACCAGAAGGAGACCUACCUGCACCUGAUGCACAACGCGGAGGCGGCCGUGGUCCUGUACGCCCAGGCCAGCGACCGCAGCAUCAUGCAGAGCCAGAGCAUCAUGCUGGAGCUGCGGGAGCAGGACGAGGUCUGGGUGCGGCUCUUCAAGGGCGAGCGGGACAACGCCAUCUUCAGCGACGAGUUCGACACCUACGUCACCUUCAGCGGGCACCUGGUCAAGUACAGCGGGGACCCCUGAGUGCCUGCCCACCCCUGCCUCCUUCCCGUGUCCCCGCUCCUUGCCCGCGCCCCCGACUGGGGCAGAUCCCACGCCGCCGGCAUUAAGGCGAGCUCUGCCCCCUCGACGACGCCACGGCCCUGCCAGGGGCUGUACAGACACCUGCGUCCCCGCGCCCCGCUUUCCCCAGGGAACCUGUGAUUAGUGAGACCAGGGCUGCUGCGGCUGCUGGGUUUGGGACAGGUGUGCAGGGGAAUAGCAGCGGAGAGGUCCGUGCCCAGGUGUGGUGCUUGUGCCUAUUUCCCUGCCAGGACUGUGCCAGGAAGAUCUAGCAGGUCCCUGGGUGCAGGGCACCAUCCAGGGAGGCCUGGCCCCAGGCCCCGGUUCUGUGCUAGUCCCCAAGGGGCUCCGGGGUGGCGGCCCCAGCUGCAGGAGCCCCGACCCAUCAGCCCUUCUGCGGCCGCGGGCCAGGCUUCGAUUUUAGUUGGCGCGACAGCAGAGCAGGGGCAGGGCAGCGUACGGCCCCCCACGCUCCGCAGGGCUCUGCCCUCACAUUAAACCCCCGGUUCAG
Alligator sinensis (Chinese alligator) is the source of this 1795-nucleotide messenger RNA. RefSeq names its product C1q and TNF related 1 (gene C1QTNF1). The record is from RefSeq and is a predicted model, not a curated record. NCBI's taxonomy places the organism in Eukaryota, Metazoa, Chordata, Crocodylia, Alligatoridae. The transcript has 5 exons. Gene Ontology annotation, molecular function: protein binding. Bases 433 to 1245 code for a protein of 270 amino acids.